CCGGGCGGAUUCAGAUACAUUGAUAAGACCUUUCCGUUCGGUAUUCGCUUUUUAUCAAGGUGUACAAUACACCUUAAUAUAUAUCUUAAUUCGUAAUCUGUAAAUAUUACUGAUAUGAGCACAAAUUGUGAUACGAAGAAAAAAUAAUUAUAGAUAAUAAAACUGAUGAUACAUAGUACAUUAUUUUUACCAAAAUUAAAUUUCGUUUUCUUAUUUUUCUUUUUCGUUUUCUUUUUUUUUUUAAUUUCAUUUUCCAUGUGAAUUGACUAACAAAUAACAUUGAAGAUAUAAAUAUAUAGAUUAAAUACGUAAAUACGUAGAUAAUAAUACAUUUUUAUAUCUUAUUAAAAUAUUUAAACAAUACAUAUUUCACUACAAUAUAUUUAUUCACUUUUCUAAGUAGUACCUAUUGUUAAAUUGUGUUUAUAUUUGUCGUUCAUAAUAAUAAUGCUAUUUGCAUUCCAUUAAUAAUUAAUUGGUUUUAUUAAUUUGAUUUUACAUAAAAUAUGUCUACUUCGAUGUCAGUUACUAAGUCUUACACAAAUCGCUUAAAAAGUGAUGUGAAAUGUAUGCUUGAAAAUUUUGAAGGUAACCAAUAGACAAUUUUUAUAUUAUGUGUUCAAUUUUUCCCAAAAUGUUUUCUAAGUUUUAGAUUUUAAAUUUAUACCUACACAAUAUUACAGGUAAUGUUAUUUACAUACAUAAAUUAACUUAAAUAAAAAUUUUAAACAAUUUCUUUUAGAUUAAGUAUAAGAUAAGUAAAUGCGUUUGAACAUAUCUACUUUACUGGGUAUCCCUUUUUCUUCUAAUUGAAUGUUUUAAAAGGCAAUAAAUUUGAAAGUUUGGAGACAAAAUUUUAUAAUUUAUAUAGUUUAUUAUUUUAAAAGACUUGUUUUUUGAUGCUGAUAUUUAAGAAGUUAUGAUAAAAAAAACCUUAAGACUUCAAUAUUAAUUCAAUUAAGUACCAUUGUUCAUUUUCAGAUUUUUUUUUAAAAUGUGUGAAAUAUUGUGUAGUAGUUUUUUUUAUAAGUUUGCAAAUUCAAAAUGCACUAUUUUUAAUUUAUAACAGAUGCCUUGUUUAAAAUUUACAUGCCUCAUUUAUUAACAAAAUUAUUAGAAAUAAAGAAUUCUUUUAGAAACAAACAUUAGUUUAACUAUUCUGUAAUUGAAAAUAAUUUAUAAUUUAAUGCUUCAUAUUAGGAUACAUUUUAUGUUAUAGGUAUUGUAAAACUGUGCAAAACUGAUGAUGAUCAAACUCAGAUUUCCAAAGCUACCAGAAGUGAAUUAAUCGCAUUUGAAAUGGAAGUCAGAGCAGCCAACAUUGUUCGUGCUGGAGAAUCUUUGUUAAAACUUGUUUCUGAUAUGAAGCAGUACCUUAUUUUGAAUGACUUCCCAUCAGUUAAUGAAGCCAUUGCCCAAAAUUCAAAACUCUUCCGCACCAAACAAGUAGAAUGUGAUCGAAAACUAACCAGUUUAGUAGAUGAUAUGUCGACAGAAUUAUAUGAACUCGAAGAAGAAUAUUAUACAUCAAAUUAUAAAUGAAGAGUAGGUUCUAAAGAUUACUUUUAUUAUAUUAAAUUAAUAUAGUAGGUAUAAAGUUUUUAACAAAAUCCCCCCCAGCCAUCAAAUAUGUAUUCAGCAUUAAAUAAAGUAUAAAUUAUUAAUAACACUUUAAACACUAUUUAUAAAACAUAAAAAUAUAAAAAUAGUAUAAUAACAAAAAUUGCUGCAACUGUAAGUUUUAUAUACAUUGAUUUUAGAUUAAGAUUUGUUGCUUCUUUUUUGUAUUUUUUUGAUAAUAUAGAUAAAUUUUGGGCCUUUGAAUCAAGCUCUGGAAAAAAAAUAGACAAUAAUAUUAAAGACAUUUCAUGAAAGUGAACAUUUAAAAUUGAGUGUUUAAUACUCAUGAAAAUAAACAUAUAUAAAAAUUGUAUAUUUUAAUAUAAUAAUAAAAUAUCUGUAGAUUUUAUAAUGACCAGGUAUGAUACAAAUUUAAAUGUACAUUAUUUUCAAUGUGUGUUAACUGGGGGAAGCUAAGCUUAGAGUAUUUUAUUCCAAAUAUUUUAAAAAUAUAUUAUUGAUAACUAAUAAGGCAUUUUGGAUUUUUGUAGAAAUUAUUGAACCUUAAGUAAUAUGAGUUAAAAAUAAUAUUAGUAUUAUGAAUUAGUAAAAGAUAACUACUAGUUGGUAGUAAAGUUUCUUUUUUGUUUAUUUAUAAUAUCCAGGCUAAAUAAGUAUUUAUAUUUAUAAUUAAAUUAUACAUUUGUAUUAUGUGACUAUAUUUGCAUGCAAGUAUAUAUUAACUAUUUAUAAUUUUCAUAACUGGUAUUAUUUCAUGUCUCCAUUAUCUUGUAUCUCAUAAUAAAUUAACAUUAUAAUUUAUAUUUAUAUUAUUAUGUGAAACGAACCACCUAAAGCAAAAUUAACACAAAACACAAAUAUUCGCGUUCCAUUUACGAAAUAAACAAGCAAACAGAAAUAUGCACAUCAAAUGGCAAAGAAAAUGAUCAAAUACCAUAAUAUCUGAAUUUAACAUUAGAUAGAACUCUUAAGUUAUAGAAAACAUUGUGAAAACACAAAAAAAGUCAGUACGAGAAAUGAAAUCAUAAGGUAACUGGUAGGUUCUAAAUGGGGAGCAAACCAUAACACAUUAAGUAACACUCAUAACACCCUGCCUCUUGGCAGCGGCAUAUGUGUGUCCUGUAUAGAGGAACUCUUCUCUUACAAACGAAAUAGAAACACAUAGAAUAGAUGACAAAUGUGAAUGUGGAGAAAUUCAGGAUGAAGGACAUAUUUAAGGGUACCCCAAUCUUAGUACUAGGUAUACCAAUAAGGAUGUAGAAAAAAUUGAAUGACAAUGCCAUACAGCUGGCAGAAUAUUGGAAUGGGAAGUUAUAAAGACAUAGGCGAUAAGCUACUAUGAAUGAACAUGAAAAGAAGAACAUUUUAAUAUAUUAAAUAAUUUUGCCCCCCCCCGUUCUCAUACAAAUUUGUCUAGUUACUCCCAAAUUAUUUUCCAAUGAUUUUGUAUUUUAUCAAAACGAAUAAUCAUACAUCAAGAAUUAGGCAAAUCAAUGAACAAAAGUUAUUAAUAAUUAGUUAUUAUUGUUUGCUAAUUGUGUAGGAUUAAUUGAAAGUUUAAUGAAAUUUAAUCAUAUUAUGGUAUAUUUUUAAUUUUCAACAAAAUUAUUUUACUCUUUAUUUUGAUAAGUGUUUAUUAUAAUUACAACUUUUGUUUUGCAUAGUGCAUCUUUAUUAAUUCAAAAAUAUGUUUUUAUUGUUUAGAUAAUGUCAUGAAGUUUUCAAUGACCUUAAAACCUUUGGAGACAACUUUAUUUAAUAGGUAUAAGUUAAAUUUGUGUGAUGUAAUUUAUAUUAAAACAAUUGAAUAUUAUAACUUUGAAUUUUAAAAUCAAUUUAAAAGUUUUUAUCAUAAGAAGUUGGUAUUAGAUACCAGCUUAAUUUCCCUGGU
Cinara cedri is the source of this 3472-nucleotide messenger RNA. The record is from the annotation of a GenBank genome assembly. NCBI's taxonomy places the organism in Eukaryota, Metazoa, Arthropoda, Insecta, Hemiptera, Aphididae.